UAUGACAAUUAAAAUGAGACUCUUCACAUGAUGUACAACACAGUAGUACAAAGGCAACCGCUACUACGUGAUAUUUAAAAUUAGCCCUAAUAGAUGGCUGACAGUAGAAGGACAAGAGUGAGAUUAAUCCUCCAAUCAUCGCGCAAACCAACCCAAGCAUGGCUUCUUCCAAAGCUUUCCACCACCACCUUCUUCAACAAGCGUCAAGGUGAAGCGUAGCUCGCCUUCCUUCCUUCCACUGCAGCUCCUUCCUCCCUCCUCUGUUUUCCCUCUGCUCCCAGUUCAAACCAGCAGCAGCCACCACCUUCUUCAAUCUUGAUUCUUCCCACUCCACUCCACUACAACCGUGCCGAGCAAGAUCAGCCCGCCCGCGCGCGCACCCAGUCGGGCCGAGCCGCUCGCAUGGCGAAGCUGGCGUCGUCCUCGACGUUCGCGCUCGACUUCCUUCGCCGCCUCCUGUGCGCGCACAGCGCCGACGACCGUCCAGAUUCCGCCGCCGCGGCACGCCACACGUGCUGCACGCCGGAGAUGGAGGAGCCGACGAGGAGCCCCUGCAUUGUGGCCAGGCUCAUGGGCCUGGACGCGAUGCCGCCCGAGGCGCUGGCGCCGCACGCGCAGCUCCAGGCCCAGCGGACGCCCCCGCUGCGGCGGAGCCGCUCCGCGAGCUCGGCCGAGGGGUCGUCGAGCCCCUGGGACCGAGACACACAGCAGCCGCAGCCGCGAGUGGUCCGCGCGUCCGCGUCGCUGCGGGAGAGGCCGGCGUACCUGAGGCAGGAGAGCGACGAGUUCUUGCUCCUCAGCUUCAGCCCCGAUGACCAGGAUCCGGACCGGGAGCGCGAAGUCAGGGAGGAGCUCGACUUCCUGCUCGCCGCCACGGAGGCCACUGCCACGAGGCGCGGCGGGAGGGUGAGGUCGGACGCGCCCGGGACCGGGAGUAAGCAGAGGAGGAACGGGCGCUGCCGCAGGCUGCGGUUCGCCGACGACGAAGCGGAGUCGGCGGGCCGCGUCGUCCUCCGCCGCACGAGGACGCCGGCCGCGGAGUGCGACGCGCACUAUUCCAGCCCGGUGUCCGUGCUGGAGGCGCAUGACGAGUCGUCCACCACCACCACCACCACCUCGUCGUCCUUGGAAGAGGUGGAGCACGCAGAGCCCUGCUCGGCUACCUCAGAUGAACCUCAGACGAUAUUGGAACAUCGGAACUCAAGGAGGAAGCUGCAUCCAGACUUCUUCCAGUUGGACAACAUGUCGCCUCCAAGAAGCUCCUGCCAUGUCUCAAGAUGUUCAGACAGGGAGAGGAGGAACAGGAGAGUGGUGAACAAAGACGAGGUGAUCACGCCAGAAGUGUCUGGUAUCUGGCAACCAAUCUGUAGGCUGGUCGAGGAAGGUCUCAAGAACAUGGAAUGGCUAACUCUGGAUGGCGCAAAUGUUGUUUCCGAGAUAGAGUAUGGCAUCCUUGAGCACCUCAUAUGUGAGAUGGUGGAUGAACUCGAGGGAAUGUCUGAAACUAUACAUCCUUUCCCAGUCCGAUCUAUCUCUUCGAAACAAUUGGGUGGCAAGAAUGUUCAGACAAGACGUGCUACUGAACAAGCAGGCGUAGGUACAGAUAUUGCUGAACCUGGAGAUAUCAGGAACUGCACUCUCUGCUCUCUGUACUGCCAAGGUCUGAACUCUGAAACUGUACAUGAUUUUACUUUCUACUCCUUCGACUCCAUGUACUAGCACCUGAAUAAACGAAUGGCGUCUGGAUUAGUUUGGAACAAAGUACUGCAAA
This is a messenger RNA of Sorghum bicolor (sorghum), 1771 nucleotides long. RefSeq lists its product as uncharacterized. NCBI's taxonomy places the organism in Eukaryota, Viridiplantae, Streptophyta, Magnoliopsida, Poales, Poaceae. The record is from RefSeq and is a predicted model, not a curated record. The transcript has 3 exons. The coding region runs from base 403 to 1719 and encodes 438 amino acids.